This is a messenger RNA of Cricetulus griseus (Chinese hamster), 2598 nucleotides long. The record is from RefSeq and is a predicted model, not a curated record. NCBI's taxonomy places the organism in Eukaryota, Metazoa, Chordata, Mammalia, Rodentia, Cricetidae.
GUCCUCCGGGCGGGGCCUCCGGCAGCUUCCGGCCGAGGCGUGCAGGGCGGUGUGGGCUUUGUGGCCACCCGGGUCUGAGCGGCUCGGUGCGGUUUGGCUUGGUUCCGCGCUGCCCUCUUGUCGCCGGGCUCCGGGGCAAAGUACAUAAAGUGUCGAGAACCGUGCCAUUGAGGCUCUGAACUGGACCACUGGAGCCAUUCCAAUCACCAAGGGAUUCAAUUGAGGGAACUAGAGUAUAAGGCCACUGAAAGGGUGAAAGUUUGGAAGUAUGGAGAUCCUAACUGGGUUCUUGGCUUCAAGAUUCUACUGUAGGAGCUGGGGACAAGAAGGUGAUCUUGAAGCCUGAAUUUCCAGGGAUGAAAAUUCACAUAAUAUGAUGUCAGACAAACUCACAGUGCUGGAGCCUUCCGUCUCUGAGCCUGGGGAAUUUCAGGAAGACAGAUUAGUGCAGCUGCUGGGGAAUCCAGAAAGGAAGAUCAUAGAGAGUUCUCCCUCUCAGGAGGGGAGCCUCAAACAGAUGACAGUGACCCGCUGGAAAAUUCAAACAGGAGAAACAGCACAGAUGUGUAGUAAGUCAGGAAGGAAUCCUACUCUUAACUCAAAUCUUCUUAUACUUCAGAGAGAGCUUAUAGAAGGGGAGACCCAUUCUUGUGGUAUUGGUAGCAAAAGCUUCUCAUUUAAUUCAAAUGUAGUUCCACAUCAGAUUUCUCAUACGGGGGAGAAGCCUUACCAGUGUGAUCGUUGUGGGAAAGCCUUCAGUCAGAACUCCCUCCUCACUGAACAUCAGAGAGUCCACACUGGGGACAGACUCUAUGUGUGCAAUGUAUGUGGGAAAGACUUUAUUCAUUAUACAAACCUGGUUGAACAUCAACAUGUACAUACAGAUGAAAAGCCAUUCAAGUGUGCACAGUGUGGAAAAGCAUUCUGUCACAGUUCAGAUCUGCUUAGGCACCAGAGGGUCCACACCAGAGAGAGGCCUUUUGAAUGCAAAGAGUGUGGGAAAGGCUUCAGCCAGAGCUCCUUACUCAUUCGCCAUCAAAGAAUUCACACAGGAGAGAGACCCUAUGAGUGUAAUGAGUGCGGGAAAUCUUUCAUUCGGAGCUCAAGCCUUAUUCGGCAUUACCAGAUCCACACAGAGGUAAAACAGUAUGAGUGCAGAGACUGUGGGAAAGCCUUCCGACACCGUUCGGACCUCAUUGAGCACCAGAGAAUUCACACUGGGGAGAGACCCUUUGAGUGUCAUGAGUGUGGGAAGGCCUUUAUUCGAAGCUCAAAGCUCAUUCAGCAUCAGAGAAUUCAUACUGGAGAGAGGCCUUACGUAUGCAAUGAGUGUGGGAAGCGUUUCAGUCAGACAUCCAACUUCACUCAGCAUCAGAGAAUCCAUACAGGGGAAAAACUCUAUGAGUGUGACGAGUGUGGGAAAGCCUUCUUUCUGAGUUCAUACCUUAUACGACACCAGAAAAUCCACACUGGUGAGCGGGUGUAUGAAUGCAAAGAAUGUGGCAAGGCUUUUCUGCAGAAGGCCCACCUCACUGAGCAUCAGAAGAUCCACACUGGAGACAGACCCUUUGAGUGCAAAGACUGUGGGAAAGCCUUCAUCCAGAGCUCUAAGCUGUUGCUGCAUCAAAUUGUCCAUACUGGAGAGAAGCCCUAUGUGUGCAGUUACUGCGGGAAAGGCUUUAUACAGAGGUCCAACUUCCUUCAGCACCAGAAGGUGCAUACUGAAGAGAAGCUCUACAAGUACAGUCAGCAUGGAAAAGAUCUUACGCCACCCCCAGAUCUUGUCCACCAGGAGGAUCUUUCCCUGAGUGAGACUUCCAUUCAUUUAGGAGAGAGAGCUACAGAUCAGGAGUGUCAUGCAGAUAAUUUAUAAGAUAAUUACUCUUGGAGUCAGUAAUCACUGUUUGGAAAUGGGCAUAUAUACCUAGUAUAUCUAAGAUGUGGACGUCACAGUUUUCUGAGUCACAGAUGGGCUGCUUUUGUCUGUCACCAUAGCAGGAAAACUGAGGGACUGGACAGUUGACUUUGAGCUGAACACUUAGGGAAAGCCUCUAGAGAAUUUUCUAGGUUUUCUUUGAAGUUACAGUGCACCGUUGAUUUAAACCCUUUCAGAGCAGAGCUGUAUUGCUUGAGAAAUGGUUACCUAUCUGAAAGGUUGAGGAAAGGGGCUUUUUCUCAUGCAAAGUGUCAGUUGGUUCCUGUUGUCUGGGACUAAACUCCAAGCCAUGGGGUUUAUACUCCUUGGCCUUUGCUUUCUCAACUGUUUGACUCCUGGUAACACAUUUGAUGUACCUCUGCCCACAUCCUCCAGGCUGUUCCCACUCCUGUUUCUGAUGGGUCUCCCCCUUUCUCCCAAUUGCUCCUGAUUAUUAUGUGAGGCCUCUCUCAGGCACCAUGCUGCAAAAUGCUCCCUUAGCACUGAGCUGGGUUUGUGCCCUGUGCUUCUGUUUCUCAGUGCUUACUUCACUACUGUACUUGCUUUUAAAUUCCACAAUUUUGAAUUCUUUUUUCAUUGUGCUCUGUUCCCUGAGGACAGGGAUCAUAUGUCAUUGAUUCCUAUGUCCCUAGCACAUGACAAUAAACAAAAUAAAAACCCAA